Messenger RNA from Rhopilema esculentum, 2190 nucleotides. Its product is annotated as dihydrolipoyllysine-residue acetyltransferase component of pyruvate dehydrogenase complex, mitochondrial. Gene Ontology annotation, molecular function: dihydrolipoyllysine-residue acetyltransferase activity. Lineage: Eukaryota; Metazoa; Cnidaria; Scyphozoa; Rhizostomeae; Rhizostomatidae. Gene Ontology annotation, biological process: pyruvate decarboxylation to acetyl-CoA. The record is from RefSeq and is a predicted model, not a curated record. Gene Ontology annotation, cellular component: pyruvate dehydrogenase complex.
CAUGACUUUACGCGGCCUAGCCAAGGAAAGAAAAGGUGUUUGUGGUGUUGAGCCUAGGUGCAUCUGGCCCAUCGUAGGAGGACAAAAGCACUGAAGGGGCGUCUUCAAGAUGCACACAGUCAAAAGAGCGUCUGCAGCAGCUACUCUUGUAACAAGAGCUGCAACGAGGGUUGCCUGCAACACACGCAGGGUCCGAUACCAGAAUCGCUUGCCAAAUUAUUCUGUUCGACUGCUCACAUCCCAAACUGGGAAAACAGUACAUUUCAGCAGCCGAAAUGCUGUACCAGCAAAGCGAUUGGCUUUUCUGAGAAUUUCCCAGCCUGCCAGACCUUACAGCGAUGAAGGCCUCCCUAGCCAUGAGAAGGUUAUUUUACCAAACCUCUCACCAACAAUGGAGAGUGGAACAAUCGUUAGCUGGGAAAAGGAAGAAGGUCAAAGACUAAAUGAAGGUGAUGUUUUGGCUAUGAUAGAAACAGACAAAGCAACAAUGGAAAUGGAAACACCAGAGGAAGGAUACCUAGCCAAGAUUUUAGUUCCAGGCGGCACAAAAGAUGUACCAGUUAAGGAAAUAAUCUGUAUAAUUGUUGAAGAGGAAGCUGAUAUUGCUGCUUUUAAAGAUUACACCCUGCCUGCAUCUGCAGCUCCAGUAGAGGCCGCUCCGAAAAAGGAAGAACCAGUCCCAGAAGCACCAAAAGUGGAGCCACCACCAUCAAAAGCUCCAGAGCCUUCUCCAGCCAAAGAUGCAAAAUCAGCUCCUGUUAAAACAGAUGGACGAAUCAUGGUGAGCCCAUUGGCAAAGAAGCUCGCUGCGGAAAAAGGACUUGAUCUUAGCCUAAUCAGUGGAAGUGGACCUGGUGGCAGAAUUACUGUUUCAGACGUCGAAAACGCAACAGCAAAGGCUGCGCCUGCGCCAGCUGCUGCUCGUUCGCAAAUUCCUGUACAGCCUCCUCCCAGGGUCACUGUUACAGAAGGUAAAUAUGCAGACAUGGACUUAUCAAGCAUGAGAAAGACAAUAGCUAAGCGAUUACUGGAGGCAAAACAGACAAUCCCUCAUUACUAUUUAUCAAUCGAUGUAAACAUGGAUAAUGUAUUAAAAUUAAGACAAGAUCUGAACGGAUUGGCAAAGGACAGUUACAAACUGUCAGUGAAUGAUUUCAUCAUAAAGGCAUCCUCAUUGGCAUUGAAGAAAGUGCCUGAUUGCAAUUCCUCUUGGAUGGGAGAAUUUAUCAGAAGAUACUAUAACGUCGAUGUCAGUGUUGCGGUUAGCACGGACAACGGUCUCAUCACACCAAUUGUUUUCGAUGCUGAUAAAAAGGGACUCGUUGAUAUCAACACUGAUGUUAGAACUCUGGCUGAGAAGGCUAGAAACAAAUUACUGCAACCUAAUGAAUUUGUGGGUGGCACGUUUACUAUCUCUAAUCUCGGAAUGUAUGGAGUAAAGAAUUUCUCUGCAGUUAUAAACCCUCCCCAGAGCUGCAUUCUUGCUGUUGGUACAACAGAGAAAGCUUUGAUUCCUGAUGAAAGUGACGAGAAAGGGUACAAGGUAGCGAACAUGAUGAGUGUUACGUUGAGCUGCGAUCACCGAGUGGUUGAUGGCGCUGUCGGGGCGCAAUGGUUGCAGCACUUUAAAAGCUAUUUAGAAAAACCAUCGACAAUGUUAUUAUAAUUCAAAUGUUUUAUCGACUAUUCGUAGGCAACAACUGCAUGAUAAAUCAAAAGUAAAACAAAAAUUCCUAUUUCCCUUUUCACUCUAAUGAAAUAAAGUAUAAAUUGUGACUAAUUUGCCUUUUAGAGACAUAAGAUUCCACUCUGAUUACUUAAACCUUCCGUAAGAUAUGGAAAUAAUAUAUCUUCUGCAAGUCUAAAGGCGACAUCUUGAGCACCAAGCACCAAUGUUAGCUACAAAUUAAAUAGCUGGAAUUUCGCACUGUCAAAGUUUAUUCUUCUAAAAGAGAUAAAAUGUUGCUUAAAUUGUUUGCUAAGAAAAAAUGCAUUUUAUUUUAUCAUGUAUAUUUGAUCUGGAAUCUUAAGGUCUUUUGCCCCUCAAAGCGUGAAAUGUUUAUGUAAUCUUAAGCUCAGUUCAAAGUUACUAACUGGCUGUCAAAUUUUUUUUUAGUGUUCCAGUGUUGUAAUUGCAAACUGAUUUGUAUGUCUGUUAUGAAUAUUUGAAAAUUGUUUUCCAAAACAUAA